Molecule: messenger RNA, 1368 nt
Organism: Solenopsis invicta (red fire ant)
Lineage: Eukaryota; Metazoa; Arthropoda; Insecta; Hymenoptera; Formicidae
Gene: Cyt-c1
Product: cytochrome c1, heme protein, mitochondrial
Exons: 8
Coding region: 224-1150 (308 amino acids)
Biological process (GO): mitochondrial electron transport, ubiquinol to cytochrome c
Molecular function (GO): heme binding; electron transfer activity
Source: RefSeq, a predicted model, not a curated record
GCGCAAGUCCGACAACUCCGACUGACUCCGACCGGAGUCGUCCUCACGGUGUUCUCCCUACCGAUGUUUUAACCUCUCUCUCUCGGGCUCUCGCGACCGAUCCGCAAAGCCGGAAUAAUUGCAACGGGAUUUUUGCGAUAGUCGCGAGGCCGUCUUUCCGUCGACCGUCCAGGGACCGUUCAUUGACUAGGAUAACCCUUCGCACAUUGCACCUCUGGCCAACAUGGCGGCGACGUUAGGUCGAAUUUGUAAAUCGGGUCUUCUGAAACCGAAUUAUGGCACGUUGCUCGGCCAGACCAGUAAUUUUUCCACUGUGAAAGAAUGGCCUAGGAGUCGGAAAGCGUUGUUAACAUGCUUAGGAGUGACUGCCGGAGGCAUCAGUGCCUUCAUUUAUGCUUUAGAUAGCUCCGUAAGAGCUAGCGAUUUGAUAGCUCAUCCUCCGACGUACAAAUGGGACUUCUAUGGAUGGUUCAAUUCCCUAGAUCAUGCUAGUAUGCGACGAGGAUGGGAGGUCUACAAAAAUGUGUGUGCAGCUUGUCAUAGUUUGCAAUAUGUAGCGUAUCGUCACCUCGUUAAUGUUACUCACACCGAAGAUGAAGCCAAAGCUCUCGCGGAAGAAAUUACGGUAGAAGAUGGUCCUAAUGAAAUAGGAGAGUACUUCAAACGUCCAGGAAAAUUGUUCGAUUAUGUGCCAUCGCCAUAUCCGAAUGAAGAAGCUGCUAGAGCAGCGAACAAUGGUGCUUAUCCACCUGAUUUGUCUUACAUAAUUAAUGCCAGGCACAAUGGAGAGAAUUACGUUUUCUCUUUACUGACUGGAUAUUGUGAUGCACCAGCCGGUAUAACUUUAAGAGAAGGACAAUAUUUCAAUCCAUAUUUUGCAGGCGGUGCAAUUGGUAUGGCACAGGCUAUUUAUGACGAAGUCUUAGAAUAUGAAGAUGGUACUCCAGCAACUGCCUCUCAAGUUACAAAAGAUAUUACCACAUUCCUAAUGUGGACUGCCAAUCACGAAUUUGACGAUCGGAAAAAAAUGACUAUUAAGGCACUUGGAAUCUUCUCAAUUCUUCUUGCUACUUCAUACUACUUCAAGCGACACAAGUGGACAACUAUUAAGAGUACAAAACUUAUGUUUGUCCCUAAAAAAUACCGUUAGCCAAUGGAAAUUUAAUGUUAGCUAUUGCGCUGGUAUCGGAAUGUAGUUUCGCAAUAUAUCCGGCAAGUUGUGGCUCCUCUCUGAAGAUUCAAACUUAUUCUUCAUAUAGCAUUCGACUGUCAAUUUGUCAUCAUUACCAAAAUCUAAAUUAAACAUUGUACAUAGUUAUACCAAAUGGAGUCAUCGUCUGAUUUAAAUAAAUUGUUAAACAUAAAUAA